GGAUUUUUAGCUCCUGGAGAAAUUGAUCCCCUGAAUCGUAGGUUUUCUACUGUGCCAAAGCCAGAUGUGGUGGUUCAAGUGUCCAUUCUAGCUGAAACAGAAGAAAUCAAGGCCAUUUUGAAGGACAAAGGAAUUGAUGUGGAGACCAUUGCCGAGGUGUACCCUAUCAGAGUACAGCCAGCUCGUAUUCUUAGCCACAUUUAUUCCAGUCUAGGAUGCAACAGUAGAAUGAAUCUCAGUGGACGACCCUACAGGUUCAUGGGUGUGCUUGGAACAUCAAAACUCUAUGACAUCCGCAAAACAGUCUUCACUUUCACUCCACAGUUUAUAGAUCAGCAACAGUUCUACCUGGCUCUGGACAACCAGAUGAUAGUAGAAAUGCUUAGAACAGAUCUGUCCUACCUCUGUAGCCGCUGGAGGAUGACAGGCCAGCCCACCAUCACUUUCCCCAUCUCACACACCAUGCUUGAGGAAGAUGGAACCAGCUUGAAUUCAAGUAUUCUGGCAGCACUCCGAAAAAUGCAGGAUGGCUAUUUUGGUGGGGCAAGGAUCCAGACAGGUAAAUUGUCAGAGUUUUUGACAACAUCUUGCUGCACACACUUAAGCUUCAUGGACCCUGGACCUGAGGGUAAGCUGUACAAUGAAGAUUAUGAUGAAGACUAUGAUGAGCUGGAAUCUGGCAACUGGAUGAUGGAUAGCUAUGAUUCAACAAGUAAUGCUCGCUGUGGUGAUGAAGUUGCUCGUUACUUAGACCACCUUUUGGCACACACUGUUCCCCAUCCUAAACUAGCUCCUACCUCACAGAAGGGAGGGCUAGAUCGGUUCCGAGCUGCUGUGCAAACAACUUGCGACUUAAUGUCCUUGGUGACCAAGGCCAAGGAGCUGCAUGUACAGAAUGUUCACAUGUACCUUCCUACAAAGUUAUUUCAGCCUUCUCGCCCUUCAUUCAAUUUACUUGACUCGCCUCAGUCUCCACAAGAUAACCAGGUUCCUUCUGUUCGUGUAGAGGUACAUCUUCCUAGAGACAAAUCUGGGGAAGUGGACUUCCAGUCGCUGGUUUCACAGUUGAAGGAGACUUCAAGCUUACAAGAGCAAGCUGAUAUACUCUACAUGCUGUACUCAAUGAA
Molecule: messenger RNA, 1127 nt
Organism: Microtus oregoni (creeping vole)
Lineage: Eukaryota; Metazoa; Chordata; Mammalia; Rodentia; Cricetidae
Product: phosphorylase b kinase regulatory subunit alpha, skeletal muscle isoform-like
Exons: 9
Biological process (GO): glycogen metabolic process
Cellular component (GO): phosphorylase kinase complex
Molecular function (GO): calmodulin binding
Source: RefSeq, a predicted model, not a curated record